This is a messenger RNA of Euleptes europaea (tarantolino), 1921 nucleotides long. It is a transcript of the gene PARP6, whose product is annotated as poly(ADP-ribose) polymerase family member 6. Gene Ontology annotation, cellular component: endoplasmic reticulum tubular network; intracellular anatomical structure; membrane. The coding region runs from base 12 to 1874 and encodes 620 amino acids. Gene Ontology annotation, molecular function: kinase binding; protein serine/threonine kinase activator activity; NAD+ poly-ADP-ribosyltransferase activity. The record is from RefSeq and is a predicted model, not a curated record. The transcript is spliced from 22 exons. NCBI's taxonomy places the organism in Eukaryota, Metazoa, Chordata, Lepidosauria, Squamata, Sphaerodactylidae. Gene Ontology annotation, biological process: endoplasmic reticulum unfolded protein response.
CCACGAAGCAAAUGGACAUCAAAGGCCAAUACUGGACUGACGAUGAUUCUGAUGGAGACAACGAAUCGGAAGAAUUCCUGUACGGAGUACAGGGGACCUGUGCGGCAGACCUGUAUCGCCACCCACAGUUGGACGCGGACAUCGAGGCAGUGAAGGAGCUGUACAGCGAGAAUUCUGUAUCCGUCCGAGAAUAUGGGACCAUUGACGAUGUGGAUAUUGACCUGCAUAUCAAUAUCGGCUUUCUAGAUGAGGAGGUGGCGACAGCUUGGAAGGUCCUACGGACCGAGCCCAUCGUCCUCCGGCUGCGAUUCUCCCUUUCCCAGUACCUCGAUGGCCCCGAACCGUCCAUCGAGGUUUUCCAGCCAUCCAAUAAGGAAGGAUUUGGAUUGGGCCUACAGUUGAAGAAGAUCCUGGGCAUGUUCACAUCCCAGCAAUGGAAACACCUCAGCAACGAUUUCCUGAAGACCCAGCAGGAGAAGCGGCACAGCUGGUUUAAGGCCAGCGGCACCAUCAAGAAGUUCCGUGCCGGCCUCAGCAUCUUCUCGCCCAUCCCCAAGUCUCCCAGCUUCCCCGUCAUCCAGGACUCCGUGCUGAAGGGCAAGCUCGGGGUGCCGGAGCUGCGCGUCAACCGCCUCGUGAACCGCUCCAUCUCCUGCACCGUGAAGAACCCCAAGGUGGAGGUGUUCGGCUACCCCCCCGGCACCCAGGCAGGUGUUGCCCCGUUCAACAUCCUGGUUGGCGGCCACUGCAAAAACAUCCCUACCUUGGAGUAUGGCUUUCUGGUCCAGAUCAUGAAGUACGCAGAGCAGAGGAUUCCUACCCUGAACGAAUACUGUGUGGUGUGUGAUGAACAGCACGUCUUCCAGAAUGGGUCCAUGCUUAAGCCUGCUGUGUGCACGCGGGAGCUCUGCGUCUUCUCCUUCUACACCCUGGGUGUAAUGUCCGGCGCUGCAGAGGAGGUGGCUACAGGAGCCGAGGUGGUGGACCUCCUUGUGGCCAUGUGUCGAGCAGCCUUGGAGUCUCCACGGAAGAGCAUCAUCUUCGAGCCUUACCCCUCUGUCGUGGAUCCCAGCGAUCCCAAGACCCUCGCCUUCAACCCCAAGAAGAAGAACUACGAGCGAUUGCAGAAGGCUCUGGACAGCGUCAUGUCAAUCCGUGAAAUGACCCAAGGUUCCUACUUGGAGAUCAAGAAGCAAAUGGACAAGUUGGAUCCUCUGGCGCACCCUCUCCUUCAGUGGAUAAUCUCCAGCAACAGAUCUCACAUUGUCAAGCUACCUCUCAGCAGGCAGCUGAAAUUUAUGCACACCUCACACCAGUUCCUUCUGCUGAGCAGCCCUCCUGCCAAGGAGGCCCGCUUCCGAACAGCCAAGAAGCUGUAUGGCAGCACCUUCGCCUUCCAUGGCUCUCACAUUGAGAACUGGCAUUCCAUUCUGCGCAACGGGCUGGUCAACGCAUCCUACACCAAAUUGCAGCUGCACGGAGCAGCCUACGGCAAAGGGAUCUAUUUGAGCCCCAUCUCCAGUAUUUCGUUUGGAUAUUCAGGGAUGGGGAAAGGGCAGCAUCGGAUGCCGUCGAAGGAUGAGCUGGUACAGAGGUACAACCGGAUGAACACCAUCCCCCAGACUCGGUCCAUCCAGUCCAGGUUCCUACAGAGUCGCAAUUUAAAUUGCAUCGCACUUUGUGAAGUGAUCACGUCAAAGGAUCUCCAGAAGCACGGCAACAUCUGGGUGUGCCCGGUGUCUGACCACGUCUGCACUCGCUUUUUCUUUGUGUAUGAAGAUGGCCAAGUCGGAGAUGCCAACAUCAAUACUCAGGACCCUAAGAUCCAAAAGGAGAUCAUGCGUGUGAUUGGCACUCAGGUCUAUACAAACUGAGGGGGAAACGGAGCACCCCCUUCAGCAUUUGCCAGCGCUGCCCCUGC